Messenger RNA from Paramecium sonneborni, 1240 nucleotides. The record is from the annotation of a GenBank genome assembly. NCBI's taxonomy places the organism in Eukaryota, Ciliophora, Oligohymenophorea, Peniculida, Parameciidae.
AUGAAGCAGCCUCUACAGAGUCGUCUUAUUAUUUAAGAUGCAAGACGUAAGAAUUUAAGUGCUGUUGCACUUCUUGAUCCUUCACCUAAGUAAAUCACCAUUAGGAAGGCUUCCAUUGGAGGUUUAAAGAAUAAGGAAAACAUUAAUAGCAAUGACACUUAGAGGAAACAAAAAACUUCUUAAAAUAUUAAUACUGAAGAUAUUAGAAAAUAAAUUAGUCAAUUAAUUAAAAAAACAUCAUAAUCUUAAAGAACUAAAUUGAAGAAAAUUGAUAUUGCAUGUCAAGAAUAGAUAGAAAUUAAUGAUCAUAAAGAAGGAAUUUUCGAUGAAUCUACCUUAAGAUUACUAUAUUAAAAAGAACUAGAAUAUAAAAUUCAUCCAUAAUUCUUUGAUCAUUAAUGUCAUAUAUCUCCAUAAAUGAGAUCUAUUUUAUAUGACUGGAUUAGUGAAGUUUGUAAAGAAUUUACAUUAAAGAGAGAGACAUUUCAUUUAUGUAUUCACAAUUUAGAUAGAUAUAUGUCCAAAGUCUCUGUUAGUAAGUCUGAACUCUAAUUAUGUGGUUUAGCAAGUCUUUUAAUUGCUUGUAAAAUUGAAGUAUUGUUAUUAAUUAUUCUAGGAAAUCUAUCCACCUAAAGUUAAUGAUUUUUCUUCUGCUAGUAAUUAUGGAUUCACAGAACAAUAAAUCUUAGAUAAAGAAUAAGAUAUUUUAACUGAAUUAAAAUGGUUGAUUAAUCCACCUACGCUUUAUCUUUGGACUUCAUGGUAUCUAUCAUAAUGGGAUAUAUAUUAUCCUUAAUCUAAUUUAUCAAUGAAAUAGCCUACAUAAUCAUCAUACACAUUAUUUAGGCAUUUCAUGACAUUUCUUGAUUGUGCCAUUUUAGAUAUCAAAUUAUAUUAAUUUACCAAUAGAGAAAUAGUAUCAUCCUUACUUUAUUUGGUUUUAUUAAAACAAUAUUGUGGAUGUACUUAUCAAAGAAUAGUUGAAAAUAAAGUUCAAGAAAGAGAUGUGCUUGAUUUCUAGCAUAUUUAUAAACCAUUCAUUGAAUUAGUCUUUGGAUUUCAAUUUAAUUAAUUAAGCAGAUGUAUUAGAUAUCUGACAAAAUUUUUAAUAUUAGAUAUAGUUGUAGAUUAACCUGGCACAACUAAGGUUGUUGCCGAAAAAGAAUUAACAGAGGUUUAUGAGUAUUUCUUAUCAAUUUAAACACAUAAUCCAGCCGGUCUCUAAUUCAUUAGGAAAUGA